GCCCGCGCCCUGCUGCUGGUCCUGGCCGGGGCCCUGCUGGCGUCCCGCGCCGCCCGAGGGGUGAGCUUAUGGGACCAGCGAAGAGCUUAUGAAGUGACCAGAGUCUCUCUUCUGAAGGAGAACCCCGCCGUCCCAGGACAGAGAUUCCCUACAGAGGUGCAUCCAGGAGUGCUGAAUGUUCGACUGCAACUGGAAAGUCGAGAACUGAUCAUAAAUCUGGAAAGAAAUGAGGGUCUCAUCGCCAGCGGCUUCACAGAGACCCAUUAUCUCCAAGAUGGUACUGAUGUCUCCAUCACUCGAAAUCACACGGGUCACUGUUACUACCAUGGACAUGUGCAAGGAGAUGCUGGUUCGGUGGUCAGCCUCAGCACUUGCUCUGGUCUCAGGGGACUUAUCAUGUUUGAAAACAAAACCUACAUCUUAGAACCACUGAAAAACACCACCGACAGAUACAGUCUCCUCCCCGCUGAGAACCCGAGGGCCAUUCGAGGGUCGUGUGGGUCCCAUCCUGAUAGGUCCAGCUUUGCCAUGGAAGAUGUCUCCUCUGCAUCCUCUCCAGUUUGGGCAACAAGGCAUAAAAGAGAGACCCUUAAGAUGACCAAGUAUGUAGAGUUGGUUAUUGUGGCGGACAACCGAGAGUUUCAGAGGCAAGGAAAAGAUCUGGAAAAAGUUAAGCAGCGAUUGAUAGAGAUCGCUAAUCAUGUUGACAAGUUUUACAGACCACUGAACAUUCGGAUCGUGCUGGUGGGGGUAGAAGUGUGGAAUGACAUCGACAAAUGUUCGAUAAGCCAGGACCCGUUCACCAGCCUCCAUGAAUUCCUGGACUGGAGGAAGAUGAAGCUUCUACCUCGGAAAUCCCACGACAAUGCUCAGCUUAUCAGUGGGGUCUAUUUCCAAGGGACCACCAUCGGCAUGGCACCUAUCAUGAGCAUGUGCACAGCAGAGCAGUCUGGAGGAGUUGUCAUGGACCAUUCAGACAGCCCCCUCGGUGCUGCCGUGACCCUGGCACAUGAGCUGGGCCACAACUUCGGGAUGAACCAUGACACGCUAGAGAGGGGGUGCAGCUGCAGAACCUCGGCGGAGAAAGGAGGAUGCAUCAUGAACCCUUCCACUGGGUUCCCGUUCCCCAUGGUGUUCAGCAGCUGCAGCCGGAAGGACCUGGAGGCCAGCCUGGAGAAGGGAAUGGGGAUGUGCCUCUUCAACCUGCCAGAGGUCAAGCAGGCCUUCGGGGGUCGGAAGUGUGGGAACGGCUAUGUGGAAGAGGGAGAGGAGUGUGACUGUGGGGAGCCAGAGGAAUGUACCAGCCGUUGCUGUAAUGCCACCACCUGUACCCUGAAGCCGGAUGCCAUUUGUGCACAUGGGCUGUGCUGUGAAGACUGUCAGCUGAAGCCUGCAGGAACUGCAUGCAGGGACUCCAGCAACUCCUGUGACCUCCCAGAGUUCUGCACGGGUGCUGCUCCUCACUGCCCAGCCAAUGUGUACCUACAUGAUGGGCACCCGUGUCAGGGAGUGGAUGGUUACUGCUACAAUGGCAUCUGCCAGACCCACGAGCAGCAGUGUGUCACGCUCUGGGGACCAGGUGCUAAACCAGCCCCGGGGAUCUGCUUUGAAAGAGUGAACUCUGCAGGAGACCCUUACGGCAACUGCGGCAAAGACGCCAAGAGCUCCUUCACCAGAUGUGAGAUGAGAGAUGCAAAGUGUGGAAAAAUCCAGUGUCAAGGAGGUGCCAGCCGGCCAGUCAUUGGUACCAAUGCCGUUUCCAUAGAAACGAAUAUCCCACUACAGGAAGGGGGUCGGAUUCUGUGCCGGGGCACCCACGUGUACUUGGGUGAUGACAUGCCAGACCCAGGACUCGUGCUUUCAGGAACAAAGUGUGAAGAAGGAAAGAUCUGCCUCAAUCGUCAAUGUCAGAACAUCAGCAUCUUCGGCGUUCACGAGUGUACAAUGCAGUGCCACGGGCGAGGGGUGUGUAACAACAGGAAGAACUGCCACUGUGAGGCACACUGGGCCCCUCCCUUCUGUGACAGGUUUGGCUUUGGAGGAAGCACAGACAGUGGUCCCAUCCGACAAGCAGAUAACCAAGGCCUGACUAUAGGAAUCCUGGUGAGCGUCCUGUGCCUGCUGGCUGCUGGUUUUGUGGUUUAUCUCAAAAGGAAGACCUUGAUCCGGCUGCUCUUUGCACAUAAGAAAACCACCAUGGAGAAGCUAAGGUGUGUGCGCCCUUCCCGGACACCCAAUGGCUCUCCCCCAGGCCAGGCUCACCCCACCCAUCUCGGAAAAGGCCUUCUGACAAGCAGACCACUACAGUCCAGCAUUCCCAAGGAUGGGAGGUCCCCACAGCGCCAAAGCAUUGACAUCAGCAGACCCCUCCACACAGGAGCCCUCCCUCAGGCCCAGUCGCCUCAGCGAGUGCUCCCACCUCUCCACCAUGCCCUGCGUGCACCUAGCGGGCCAGCCAGGCCCCUGCCCUCCAACCCUGCACUCAGGCAGGCCCAGGGGUCCCACAAGCCCAGCCCUCCUCAGAAGCCUCUGCCUGCUGAUCCCUUGAACAGGACUUCACGGCUCUCCAGUGCCUUGGCGAGGACCCCUGGGCAGCAGGAGCCUGGGCUUCACCCAGCCCCUAUCAGACCUGCUCCUAGGCACCAAGUGCCAAGACCCACCCACAGCGCCUACAUCAAGUGAGAAGCAAGCCGCUGCCUGUCGCCGCCAUGAAGACAGAAGUUUGCACUAUCCUCGGCUCCACUUGGAGCGGGGUUUGUUAUGUACCAACUUUUAGAAAUUCUUUUCAUGUUUAGAACACCGUUAUUUGCAGACCUUUCAGCUGCUGCCGUCAGUGCUGUGCCAUGGUGCUUCGCCUACUUGCUCAGGUACUUGUAAGUUAUUAAUUUCUGCACGGUGCGCCGUGGUAGGCAUUUUUACCAUCACUGAGUUUUCCGGGGAAGGAAGGCUUCUUUUGCUUUUAUUCCUUUAGUGAACUUGAAAUCUCCUGCUUGGCAGGAUUCCAGACAAGAUGUUUACUUUCUGAUCAAGGCCUAUUGGAAAGCAGCUCCCCAGCUACCCAGGGCUGUGGUUGUGGUGCUAGACACAGCUCAGGAGACCCCAGGUCCAACCUGGAAUGGUAUUUUUUUUAAUCGCUAGCUCAGGCUAUACCCAGGGGCCUGCAAGUCCAGGCUGGGCUACACCUGCCUUUGAGAAGGCCCUGGGCCCCUGCAGGCCGACAGGCCCCCAGAAGAUCUGAGACAACAAUGUUGAGGUACGGCCACCCCAGGAUGGAGACUGGAACACUAGGCCAGCACAUGUGACCUUGAGCUAACUGGACACAAGCACAUUUGGAGAGCGAAGAAAUCUGUGGUGCUGCACUAAGGUUUUGCUUUAUCUGGACAUCGAGAGUGCCUCUCCGGCUGCCCUUUGUAGAGUGCUGGCGUGGGCACAGUGUUUACAUUGGGAACAGUGGUGUUUCUACAAGGGCACUGCAGACCUCCAUCCCGGCACUGUUUAGAGCCAAGCAAAUGACCACAUUGUCUUCUCGACUAUAACACAAUGACCCUGUGUUCAGACAGAUAGAUGAGGCUUUCUAUGGAACCAUAACGAUUUUCAGAUGUGAAAUGGUAACCAGACCUAAUUGACCAACUCUGUAGAUAAAAAUCUCCAUUUUACCGCUAGGCUCAACUUAUUAAAAAUUAGGCAGAAUCCUUAUGCUUGCAAAAAGUAUAACCAAAUGGAACGCGCUCACUGGCUCAGCCGCACCUGCUCUCCUUUCCGUACACAUUGGGCAGAGAAUCCCAAGGUGUCUCUUUGGGCUUCUAUUUUCUCAGCUGGGAUGGUUGCAACAGAGUUGGUCUUUACCACACUUCUUUCCUACCUGUUGAGUACCACAGAACGUGGUAAGAAAAUCACUUUCCCACCCCUGUAAGCUCAUGAGAGGCAGAUCAGAGCAAGCAACACUUUCAUCUUUGACUUUUUCAGUGUCUGAUUGGGAAGCCAUUUUCAGAACAUCAGUAAGAUGCCUCAAGCUAAUGGCAUGCAAGACAUUAAAAAAAGAUAAGGCAAAAUGGCAUUAAGCCUUUGCUGUCUCUUGGUUGUGGGGGGUGGUAUGGCUUCACCUUAGAAGGCAAGUGACAGCAGUUUUCUAAGUCAUUCUGAUGUAGUGUGAUCCAGAUUCUUCUGAGGUCACACUAUGUCUUGAAGCAGAAAGAAACAUACACUAAAGAUCUUGGUUUGCUUUCCUGUAAGCAAAACUCCAUUCAACUUCACUUGUGUUCCUCCCUGUGCCUCUCCGUGACUCUAGAGAACUGUAUCCACAUCACACAUACAUAGGUAGAGAACUGUAUCCACAUCACACAUACAUAGGAACUCAGCACAGUCAAGCUCCAAUGGCCAACAUCUGUCUGUCCCUUAUACAGUUAUUGCCUUAAAAAUGGAAAGCUGUGUUAGAUAGUGUUGCUACCAAUGAGUUACAUGCAGAAUUUCUAUAACUGAUGUUACAUUUGGUAGUUGUAUUAAGGCCAAAACAUAUACAAUUUAAAAGGUUUACUGAAUUCCAUGGUGCAUCAUGCAGGCACUGUCUUACUAGAUGCCCAAAGCCUUAGAUCUGGUUCUUGAGCCCCUCCUCUCAGUAGGAGGAAGAGGGAAGAUGUGAACUGUUGGUUCUUGAUUCUAUAGUUCCUGUGCGUUUUUAAAAGAACCAGAAAACCAAAACUGUGAUCUUACAUCAUCGGCAGCCACUUAGAGGAUGCCGAUCACACAUUCUUAGCUCUGUAGUACCACGAGCUUUUAUAGAGUCAUGCAAUCCAUGUCUGAACAACAUAUUUAACCCUAAUAUUCCUUUACAGUACAGAUAGUAUUAUUAAAGGAAUACUUCUAAGAUGCAGUAUUUAUCAAAGCAUAUUUAGCAAUAACUUCAAGUCUAACAUAACUUAGGAACCAAUAGCCAGGACUAUUUCCGAGGGAAGAUGGUGCUUCCCUCCCUCUUUGUAUCCUUUAAAUGAUGGAAACAAGGAGUAAUAUUUAUGUUUCAGUGACCACCUGUCUAUUUUCUAUAUUUUAAUGUAGGCAAGACGAGAGCUGGUUUGAGUGUCAUGACAGCACCACUGAGAAGGUCCAGUUGGCCUGUCCCUAGACACCAGGCAGGUCUGAGUGCUACUUCCUGCCUUCCUGUGCCCUUCCUACAUGUAGGAAUGGCAGUGGGUCAUGUGAACCCACUUGAAAGGGAACUGGAAGGCCAAUCUUCAGGCCACCCCUUACAUGUUCACUCCUGCAAGUUCAGUCUGUUUUCCCAACACAUGCAAUAGAUGUGUAGCAAUGGGAAGGACAAAGCAGGGUUUCCAUUUCAGAGUGCGCACGAAGGGUCACACUUCCAGUGUGUUUCCUACUCACAUGUGGGAUGACAUCACAGAAACCACAAAAGCAACAAAUUAAACUGUAUGAGAAGAAAUACUCCUGACUGGUCUCCAAGGAGACAUUUUCAUGCCUUCUUAACUUUAUUAGGAAUUCUCAGGCUGAAACUAUAGGCCAUUGUUCCCCAGCCAAUCCAUGCAACACAUCAAUGCAUUCCCUAAACCUGCCAAAACCUUCAUCUGUGUGUGAAUGUUCUUAGGAGCCUGUGAUUCCCCCCGUGGUGCUACAAAGAGCCUGGAGCUGGGCCAGUGAGAAGGCCUGAGUAUCCUCCUGCCUCUCAGACCAUGUUUACUAAGCACUCUGAGCCAGUGCCACCCUGACAAGAGGGCAUGACGCCUGGGCAGUAGGAUGCCUGUCCACUCACAGCCUUUCCUGAAGCUCGCCUCACAUUGUAAUUCUUAGGUAGGGCUCCAGCCCAGAAACACUGGGUCUACACAUCCUCCCUCGCUGCUCUCAAAUGACCCCGUCAUACACCAGUGACCCAGCAAAGAGAUACCGCAGCACCCAGAGCUGGGACUUGUGGGCUUUAUGACUGGCUGGGGAGGACACUGCUGGUACCAUCUUUUCUCCUUCCCCAACUCCAUGCUAGAAGCCAGUCCUCAGCAGCAGCUCCAUUAUACAAGCACACAGGGAGCAGAGGUAAGAUGUCUGCCUUCCACAGUCACCAGUUCCAAGUGCCUUAUUCAAUCCAGACCCAAUGCCGGCACCUCUCUCAUCCCUAAGAGCCAAAACUAUACUUUUAUCAGUACUAUAAACCAAAGUGGUAACUGCUGCAGGGUGUGGCUUACAGGUCCACCUACUGGACUGCACAGAGCAGCCCAGCCAGUGCACACCAGCCUUGAGCCCAUCCCAUGGGCACAUCAACCACAGAGACCUUCUUCCCAUCACCUCGCUCUGAUUAGCACUGACGGCAAAAUGCUCUCCACUCAACCUGAACUUCCCACCGGCAUCUAGGGUUUUCCAAUCCCAGUGGCGAAAUAAGCGGCUUUCCCAGGUCUGUCAGCCCCAAACUCCGAACCCUUCCAGGGGCCCUUUGAAAACACACCUGUGCUAUUUCUGUGCCUUUUGUAAAGAGCAAAAACCACACACAACUUAGAGACGUGAGAGCAGCUUACUCUCCAGACAUCACAAGCUUGUUUCAUAGGAGAGGAUCCAGGAAAAACACUGCACAGGAAAGUGUUCAAGUACUUGAACAUGGAAAAUGGUGUGGCUGCCACCCACCUGAGCGUCUCCAUCGUCUAAAAGCACAUUCUAGGCUCCCUGUAAUCCUCCAAGGAAAGAGCAUUUCAGCCCUUAAUGUAGAAGAUGUAAAUCCAGACAUCCAGACAGAAUAAUAAAUGUCAGGUGAUUAUCUUAGUUUUACAAAAAAAAAAAAGUUGAAACCUAGUUUAUGUUCAU
Messenger RNA from Nannospalax galili (Upper Galilee mountains blind mole rat), 6795 nucleotides. RefSeq names its product ADAM metallopeptidase domain 12 (gene Adam12). Gene Ontology annotation, molecular function: metalloendopeptidase activity. The record is from RefSeq and is a predicted model, not a curated record. The transcript is spliced from 23 exons. Gene Ontology annotation, biological process: proteolysis. NCBI's taxonomy places the organism in Eukaryota, Metazoa, Chordata, Mammalia, Rodentia, Spalacidae. The annotation marks the transcript as partial.